This is a messenger RNA of Fonsecaea nubica, 360 nucleotides long. RefSeq lists its product as hypothetical. NCBI's taxonomy places the organism in Eukaryota, Fungi, Ascomycota, Eurotiomycetes, Chaetothyriales, Herpotrichiellaceae. The record is from RefSeq and is a predicted model, not a curated record. The transcript is spliced from 2 exons. The coding region runs from base 1 to 360 and encodes 119 amino acids.
AUGUCGCGGGUCGUGUUGGCCACGAGCAUCACCCACGCCCUCGUCGCGGUGGGACACACCGUCCACGGCCUCAAUACCUUCGGCCUACCCGCGUGGUCCGCCCUUCCCGCCCUGCUGCGCUGCUACGCCAAAGCCGGCUGGUUCCAGGGCAGCGUCUUCUUCAGCAUCGCCGCGCUGUCCACGUACCAGCUGUCGCAACGCGAUCCGGCCGCGUGGACGGGCGUGGACCGGGUCAUCGUCGCCAUGACCGCCGCGCUGUACGGGGUCAGUAGUGCGUGGUAUUUGCGCCAUGGGGAUUGGGUGACCGGGGCGGUGACGGGGUUGGGGGGCGUCAUGUCUGCGUGGACGUGGUUGCAGUAG